This is a messenger RNA of Lates calcarifer (barramundi perch), 7458 nucleotides long. RefSeq lists its product as uncharacterized. The transcript is spliced from 3 exons. The record is from RefSeq and is a predicted model, not a curated record. Bases 1 to 903 code for a protein of 300 amino acids. Lineage: Eukaryota; Metazoa; Chordata; Actinopteri; Centropomidae.
AUGGGAACCCAGCAGGAAGUGAUCUCACUGCCUCAGAGAGCACUAAAACUGUUCACCUGCUUCACCUUAGCUCCACUGAUGUACACUGGGCUUUGUCCAUCUCUGUUCUGGUCACUUGGUGAGGAUGUAGUCCAUUUGAUCUCUAUGGAGAUGUCUCCAAACACAGUCUCCUCUGCCCUGUUGCUAUGGUCAUUGUGGUUCUUCCUGACUCCCAUCACCCAGACGACAGACUCUGCCCCCACAUCUGAAACUUCUCUGCUGGUCAAUACCACAUUGUUGUUUGACGGUGGCGCACCAGGCUACUACUUGCGGAACUGCAGCUGCCCUACGCCUGUGCGGGACUGUGACGAGGCUCUGGCCAACUCGCUGUGCAGAUGCCACACUGUUUUGCGCUCAGCUCUGCCCCUUGCUGGGCUCAGAGAUCCUGGACAACUCACUGUAUGGGUAAAGGAGCUCUGGGUCCUGGAGGAGUUGCUGAACAGGAGCAUGAUUGGCCAUUUACAGCUGUCUUUUUGUGGAGUAAAACCAAUGGAUAGUCAAUACCUUGCUUUGCUAGGUCUACAGACCCUCAGGAUCCACAGUUCAGUACCAGAAGCACCCUACCCCAAACAGGAAAUUACAAUCUUACCUGCAGGAGGGGUCGCAGUGGAGUUAGAGGCCCUCUCCUUUGACCUCUCUUCCUCCUUACACAUGACCAUCCUGGAUGUAGCAGUGCUCAAUGGGCUCUCUGCCCUGAAGGCAUAUAGUGUUGUGGGACCACCUGCUCCCACCCUCUCCCAGCACUUUCCCCACCUGGCCAUUCCCUUUGUUCUGCCAUCCUCUGCUACCCUCAAUGACUCUAUUGACCCCAAUGAACGGGCUACAGAGCCUCAGCAGAACCUGUUCAUUACAUUUGUCUACUAACAACAAGUUAUCAUAAAGGACACAGUCAAAUCUGCAGUACAACUGCCAACUGAUGCACAGGAAUAAGAUACAACACAGCUGGAUGUUUUUUGUUCUCCUUUUACAAAGAAAAAGUUGCACAUCUGAAAUAUUGUGGAAUGUAUUACUUUUUGUAUAACUGGCUGCUGUGCCUUCAUUCUGGCUUAAAUGAGGCUUUGAACUGUGUCUCAAGAAAGACCCAUAGCUUUGCUCUCCCUGCAGUUUCUUGAAGGAGACUAUUGAUAUCAUUUGUGCUACUCCUUUGCUGCUUUUUUUGCCAUCCCUGAAGGGAACUGCUGACAUAUUUCUGCACUCAUAACUAACACAAGACUGGGUAAAGCUCACACCAGCUAAAUUUCCAAGUCUUAUUACAGCAUAUUUUGGGUAUCAAAGUGUAGACACAGGUAACAUUGAUUUAUUAACCAGAGCUACAAUGAUCCUGAUUAUGAUACACAACUGAUCACAACUAAUCAAUGGGCCAAGACUUUACUAGUGCUACUUUUUUGUAAUUGGUGCACAUACAGACUUCAACUCCAUGUCCACAUGUUACAUACAUAUAUAUUAUCUGAUGAUCAUGUAAUAUCUAUACAAGGUGUUUUGCAAGGACAUACACAUUGUGAUUACAAAUGUUGGUACCACUUAAGGUACCCAAUAAAGUUUAAUAAGGAACCCUUUAUAAAGGGAUCAAAAAUAGUAACUGAUCUCUUUACAAAUGGUCAGCAAAUAAUUUACUAAUUCUUUAUAGCUCAUAGCGCCGUCACUUUUUCAAAAAGUCAAGUGCAAUAGAAUUCAUACAAACAAGUUAUUCAUUGAAUUAAUUUGAAUACAAUGCUUAUGGUGUAAUGCAUGAUUCUAAGAUAGAGUUUGAGCUGUAGUGUCACAUAGGCAUGUGAGGCCAGCAAUGUCCAGCAGUGAUCAGGGAGUCUUACAGUCUAACCCUUUAGAUGUAGUCUAUAUAUAUUUUAAUGUGGUGUCAUACAACUGCACUACGUGUACUGAUAUUGUGGUGGAAUUUUGGAUUUUAUAUUGUAGUCUAGUUCUGUCAUUAUUCUGAAAACCCACUGAAAGAUAGCAAAUGGGCCACAUAUACCAACGUAGAAAUUGUGAUAUCUGCAAGCUUCUGGUGAGGGUCCAGCAGCAUCAGGCAGGCCCUCAGAGUUGUUGAGAACAUAGAUUAAUCGGCAAACAUCUUAUUUUUGUUGGUAAUUUCAUUUUAUUCCCCCACAUUCCAACUAAACUGAUUUUCAAAUACAAGGUGACCAAGUAGGGGCCAUAAAUAAGAACAAGUUUUUGAUCACAAAAUUUUGAAAAAAAAAAAAUCUCUUGGGGUGGUAUAUAUUCUAUUUGUUAAUACUGUUGUUCUAAACGUUGGCAAUCCAACUUUUUCAGAAACACCGUGCAAGUGGCAAAAUAUAAUGAGAAAGUGUUAACAAAGUUAAGUAUUAAAGGUAAAGUUGGCACACUACAGCUUUGCAUCAAAGUUUCCAAUGAUCUGGAUGGGAGCUAAGAGCUUUUACAUUUAAACUUAUCUAGAGGACAAACACUACACAAGCUGUUGUCUGUUGGCCUGUCACCAAAACCUCCCUGUCUAGACAGACUGUGUUCGCACAUCUAUCUGCUACAUUAAUAUUCAAAACAAUCCACACCUGCUCCCAGGGAGGGAUGAGAUGUGAUGAGAUGUUCCACAUCCUGUUUCCAGCUGUUAAGUGGGUGUUAGCCAUUUAUCCUUCGUUCCCAUCCAGGUGUUGUCAGAUAUGGCAGCUCUUCAGGACAGCAUGGGCAUUGGAUAGGAUAUUUUUGACUAGAGUUUGGCAGAUCUGCAGACACUUGGAGAAUCUCUGUCAAGGAGCAUGGAUGCUAGGGGAGGAUGAUGAGAAUCCUGUCCCCAGCUUAAGAUCAAGUUGCUAGCUUAAUGGGAACCACCAGAAGCAUCCCAUUUGACCUCACUUUUCAUUGUCGGCCAGCUGCUAGCUAGCUAGAGUCUUCAAGGAGUCAGUGCUUACCCCAGACCAUUCAACACCUUACCACUGCCAGACAAAAAUCAAGGAUAUUUUUUAAAGGGAGAGAGGGGUCAUUAUGAUCUGUCAAAAUAUUACAGAAAAAUAAACUGUGUGGGAGAUAUAACACUUUUGAGACACGUGUAGAGGUUCACAAGUAAUUUUAUUUUAAAUUGAGCAUGUUGGAGCACAGAGCCUGAGGAACAAAACAUGUGUAACUGUCCAGAUAUUUAAGGUUUGAGCUACAUGGCACUGGCUCUCAACACUUUUUGGAGUUGGUUCCAUAUUACACUGAAGACUGUUAGAUGAAACCUUUGAAAAAGCUAAUGAGAAAACCUUGACUUAAGGUUGUUUGGCAUAUAGUAAUCGCAGUGUCAAAAAGGAACUUCCACUCUGGAGGCUUCUGAUGGCUUACUAAGACAAUUAAUGUUGUUUUUUUACUUUAAUUUGUCACCCAUCUUUGCACGGAGCAGACAUGACUACAUAACAGUGCAAUUUGGAGAUUCUUUAGACCAAACCAGAAUACAUUUAAAUAUUUAAGGGGCCAGUAGUGCCAGCUUUACUAAACUAGCAAACUAGUCUUUAAGGUGAAGAAUUCUAGUUGUGUUUUCUUUUGGUUAUGAAUAAAGCUGUUAGCUGGUUAAUACACCCCUGGAUUAAUCUGCAAAAAUGGGUGUCUACCCAUUUAGAUUAAAAUCAUUCUUAAAAAGUGGGUGUUUAGUGAUAUUUUUUUGGAUUAUGUAAUCUGCUCUUGUAACAGCAUUCCUAUGGCGAUAUUGCAACAUGUGCUAGGUCUUGUACUACACCUGCUGCAUGUUGAAAUACUGUACAGCACAGUCUUAAAGACUGCGGUACUGUGGGAAAGAGGAGUAAAAAAGGACAAAUUCCCGCUUCAGGGAUCAAUAGCGCAUCAUAAAAAAAACAAGAUGUACUGUGGCAGCUGACUGCAGUGAACACUGGCUGGAAUCAAUCCAGAGAAUCCUGAGUGGGCUCAGAGCUGGAGACACUAUUGUUGUCCGGGACAGAACUUUAUGCUGCUUUGUUGAGGAUAUUUUAAGAAGUUAAUUGUAGAAAAAAAUGUCUGUUGUUCAGACAUAAGGAUAACCUCCCAAGACAAAAAGAUAGAAGAAUGCAUAAGAAAAAAAAAAGAAGUUGCAGACAAGGACUGUGUCAGUCUGCUGUGGUGUGAGGGGAUGGAGAGGCGCAGUAGGCUCACUGUUAUGAACGCUACAUAAUGCCGCUGCGUUUUUCCAGCUGGCCUUAUUGAGUGCAGAUGGCCUAAUAAAACAAGUUGUUUUGAAACAGGUUAAAAUGGACGCCCAGUGAACAAGAAUCCCAGGGUUAGGAUCCUCUCUCAUUAGCCAACAAACCUCACUCUCUUUGGAUCAAAACUGACUCUCUGUAGAGUUGAAUGCAGUUAUUAACCAACUUCAAGCCAAGUUGGCAGGUUUCUGUGAGGGAAGAGGGGGAAGUGAAAGAGAAAUUUGCUCUUUCGGGUUGAUUUUGCAGUCACUUUAACCACAUAAGAAAUGGUGUAGAAGACAGUUUGAGGGAACUGAAUAUGUAACAACUCUUUUUGUCUGGUGUUAUGCUCUCUCUCUCUCAUUCUGGUUCCAGCUCAUAUCCUGUGAGAGACUUUGUUAAAUCUGUUCUCACAAACAGAAUCAUGGGCCAACACUUCUGUUUAGCAGAUCAUUUAAGGGUUGUCCUGGCCCUGUGUGUGUGUGCAUGUAUAUACAGGUUUGCAGGGGUGAGCACAUGGGUGUGUCUUUGUAUGUAUGUCUGUGCUUGCAUUUAUCUCCUGUUUGCCAGCAUCACAGUGAAUUUAUCACUCACACUCACAAUUUCAGUUCAUUUAAAUCAAAUGACCGGAUCUAUCACAGUUGGGCUAUAGUAGAUACAAUGUGUUUCAUGAGUUGUAUAUACUUCACAAAUGCAUUGAUUAUGUGAAACAGUAAGUCAAGUCAAAGUUGCAACUCACACUUACGUUAGUAAUGUUAGUUUGCAGCUAAAUAAAUGUAGGUUGCACAUUUAUAAUGUACAGUGCCAGAGAAAGUAUGUUAAUUUUUUUUUUACUUUUCAAAAAGAAAAACAACUAUGACUUAGCCAUCAAGUAUAGAUUUUUUAAUUUAUUCAAAGGAUCUUAAUAUACAUCCAAAAAGCUGGAAUGAGCUGUAUGAAAGCUGUAUGAUUUUUUAGAGAGUGGGAGAACAGAGUUCUUGCAGUACUUGCUCAGUCACUCCACACCCAAAAGAAGCUGGCUUGAAUUCAUUAGUAAUGCAGUGUAGGGACUUUGAACUAUGUUCAGUGCCUCUAGCUCACAUACUUUUAUGUUACUUUUUUUUUAGCUAAAACAUUUUUUGGCUGACUGAGUGACUGAAGAAGUAUCACCAACUUGUGCACCUAUAGGUGCAAUAAAAACUUUCCAACGGGUGCUAUGAAUCCCUCUAAAGCCACAGAUUGACAAACAUUCACUCUAAAAAUCAAGCUCUGCUGCUGAUAGCAGGAAAGUUAGUCCUGGCCAAAGCACAAGCCGACCUCUUGCUGUUACAGCUGCUACCCCCAACAAGCAUAGACGGAGAGGCUUUGACCCAUCUUAACUUAAUUGAACAUAAUUUUGUGCCAUUUAGACUGUGAUCAAACUCAAGAUAGCAGCUACAGGGAAAUAAUAAAAUAUAAUAAAAAGUAUUUAUGAUAACUGGAAAUAUUCAUUGCCAGCUAUAUACUGUACUGAGUUCUGUUAGCUUCUGUGACUCUUUCAUUCUCUAAAAUUUACCAUUGGUGAAGUGAAAUGUGUUCCUCCAUUGUCUAAAAUAAAUGAAUAUCCACUGCAGCAGUUGAUACAAGAAUUAAGAAGUUGAACUCACAGUAAAUGAUUUUCUUUUCACCUUAGGUUGAUACAUGUUGGCAGUUGUCUAUUUACUCAUCCAAAAGACACAUCAUAACAGAGAAUCAGGUCCGUACAUUGUCCAGAGUUGCCCUUUCAUACAUGUAGCACAAAACAGGAGAUUGUCUGUGUCAGAUGUAUUCUCACCUACGAGAAAUACUCAGUUUGGUUUAGGAAAGGAACCUAGGAAGAGCAUGCAGGAGGCAUGAAAGAAAUGUUAUCAACAAUGGAACACUGUAUAAACUUUAUACUAGAGAGCUGGUAGGGUAUAUUCUGUUUAAUGUCUGGUCCAACUGACAUUUGACAUCAGACAUUUGCAUUCUCACAUACAGUGCAUGUGCAGUGCAUGUGUGGAAGCAGCUUGAGUGUGAUAGACUGAGCAAAAGCACUUUUCUUUAAAAAAAAAAAAUUACACUUUUAUUUAUUGCCAACCACCUGGGACUUGAAAUUAGCCUUUGUGUUCAGCCCAGCUGUGGUGAUUUAAACUUAUUAUAAUAUAAGUUUAGCCCUAAUCUUUUCACUUGUUGAUAACAAUAGAGUUGACUGUGCUGGUAGAACUUUUUUAGUUUUGCGUAUACUUCUUCCUGCCUUGAGACUGGCAGGCAGGGCUGCAUCCUGGUACUGAAUGCACUUUCUUACUAUGUCUUUAACACAUGAAUAUGGAAACAGAAUGGUGACUGUAAUGUCUGGGCCUGGGAGUUUUUAAAAACACUCAUAACCCUUUUGGAAACAAGUCCAAAUUGUGGAUCUCUCUCUGUUGAAUGGAUACUGGCUGAAUUAGACUUCUGUGUAACUGCAAUGAGUGCCAUCUGGUUUAGUUAAUACAACCAGUAUAUGCCAAGUUAAUUUGCUCUGUAUAAAUAAAAUAGUUAGUACUGAAAGUUUUGAAGCUUUCUCAGUGUCUUCUGCACACCUUUUGGUUGCCUUCAAGCCAACAUUCACACCCUGUAAUCAGAACAGGACAAGACUGAGAUUUUUUAUCUUAACACUGGUGUAAAUUGCUCUUACCAAGAAUUUUGUGCAGCCAGGAAUCCACAUUUAGUCAUUACUAUCUAGCCAACAGGAUGAUUACACACCUCCACAUGCCACAUUUAAUGGUUUUCAGACAGAAACACUUCAGAACAGGCCAUGCAAUUGUGUGCUAAUGCGCCGAUCAGUGCACAUCACAGUCUUAAAAGUCUGGAACGUUCCACCACAAAAUGGGUGAAAAUUAGAUCAUCAGGUUUUUUAGGUUUGACAUCAUUCCCUUAUGUUAGAGCCUUGACUUAAUUUUCUUCUCUCUUGAUCUGCAUUAUAGCACCUUAACGUACUUGCAUCAGGGAAUGUAAUUAUUCAAAUGUAAAACAAAGAUUUGUAUGAUCAUGUUUUGCCCUUGGUUAUGUGCCUUUAGAUGAUUUGUACACAUUGCAGAUCUGCAUUUUUAUAACCUUUACCAUGUUCAGCAACUCAUGGGUGAAUCAUGUACUGGUUGAGGAACACAUUGUGUAUUUAGAAAUGGCUUGGCAGGUUUGAUUUGUAUAUAAUUUGGCUUAUUUAAGCAAAUUCCUGGAGCUUAUUUGUUUAUCAUGAAAAAGACGACGUGGAUUGUUUCUUUUGUCCACAAACUUCACAUCCUUCUGUAUAGAGUGAAAAAAUAAAAAGUUUUAAAAAUUG